CAAGCCGUUUGCAAACUAGCAAAGAGAAUCGUGCCGACUAUCGACCGCGACGUGUACGUCUGUCUCGGCAACUGGAACCAGCACAAGGGAGUUUCGGGCUACAUGAACGCGCCCAUCAAGCGCCUCACCGCUGAGCUCUCUCGCCGCGCAACGCUCAUAUCCGUGGAUGAGUUUCGCACCAGCCGUCUGUGCUCGGACUGCUUCCCACCAAUGGCGAAGCCAUCGAGGAACGUGCGGUUGUGCGGCGCGUUGUGCUGGGAACGCGACGUCAAUGCGGCCAAGAAUAUGUGGCAACUA
Phytophthora sojae is the source of this 297-nucleotide messenger RNA. RefSeq lists its product as hypothetical. The record is from RefSeq and is a predicted model, not a curated record. NCBI's taxonomy places the organism in Eukaryota, Oomycota, Peronosporomycetes, Peronosporales, Peronosporaceae. The transcript has 2 exons. The annotation marks the transcript as partial.